Molecule: messenger RNA, 282 nt
Organism: Hipposideros armiger (great roundleaf bat)
Lineage: Eukaryota; Metazoa; Chordata; Mammalia; Chiroptera; Hipposideridae
Gene: CUNH10orf53
Product: chromosome unknown C10orf53 homolog
Exons: 3
Coding region: 1-282 (93 amino acids)
Source: RefSeq, a predicted model, not a curated record
AUGCCCAAGAACGCAUUGGUCAUCUUGCGUUAUGGCCCAUACAGCGCAGUUGGCCUGUCUGUGGAGCACCGCACCUUCCGCCUGGAGGGCCUGCAAGCUGUGCUGGCUGAAGAUGGACACAAGGUAAUUCUAGAGAAGAUAGAAGACUGGGAUGUGGUAGAACUCAAGGUGAAUGAAGAUGUUGUCUUCCACUGUAACAUCAAAGACCUGGAGUUUGGAGGUGAUGGCAAACUAGACCCUCUGUGCCAAGAGGCCAGGUUAGCCGUACUAAAUGCCUACUGA